AUGUAUAAAAUUUCAAUUUUAAGUGUUACCUUCCCUAACAAUAAAAAUAAAUAAGAUAUUUAUUGUAAAUUGACAGAAGGGGAUUAAAUAUAUCAAACUAAAGUAGAUAUGGACACAAUCACUAUUGCAAAAUGGGAUCAGAAUUUCAAUGUCAAAUAAACAUAAUCAGAAAUCAUAUUUUCAAUCCAUCUUUGGAAAGGAGAAAAUAAAGAUUAAUUAAUAACAGAGACAAAGGUUAAAUGGGAAUAAUUAUUGUCUAUGUUAAAUACAACUUAAAGCUUAAAAUUUAAUUUAUGUGAAAUGAGUCUAAUUAUUGAAGAAGUUACAAUUACUUCAAAUGAAGCUUAAAUUAAAUAAUUUUAAAAGUAUCUGGGUGAUACUGGAUUAGAACAAUCUUUUAAAUUAAUAUUUGCAGAAAUUCUGAGCAAAAAAAUUGAUCGAUCUGAAGUAUUUACAUACACAGCUUUACGUUUAAGAUAGAUUGGAGAAGAUCUUAAAAUGUUCAUAAACAAUGUAAAUAUAUAAUUAUAAAUAAAGAAUCAUAAGAUGAGUUAGUUACUUAAUAAUAUAAGUGAAGUUCAAUAAGAUGAUGAACCAGAUCAAUUUUUAGAAAGUUAAGAUUAAUGA
Paramecium sonneborni is the source of this 627-nucleotide messenger RNA. The record is from the annotation of a GenBank genome assembly. Lineage: Eukaryota; Ciliophora; Oligohymenophorea; Peniculida; Parameciidae.